ACUGCUUGUGAAUGUUCUUUCCUUCUUUUAGGUUAUGUUUAAAUAUCAAGUUAUUUGUGUCGUGGUUAAAAAAUAAAAUUAUAAAAAAUGGUGCAACGACACAAUAAUCAAUUACCAAAAAACCUUCCCCAAUUACAAAAUCUCAUAAAAAGAGAUCCGCCAUCGUAUCAUGAAGAAUUUAUGCAACAACUUAAGCAUUUUCACAAUACAAUCGAAGUAUUCAAGUUAUCUCCUCACCAGAACAACAAGACUUUGGACGAUUUAGUAAUGUUUAUGGCCCAAGUUUCACAAUGUUAUCCAAAAGAAUUAGAAAACUUCCCCCAGAUCUUAAUUGAUCUAUUACAAAGUCACAAUACAGUUUUAGACAACAAUAUGCGGAUGACUUUGUGUCGAGCUUUAAUUUUGCUUCGAAAUAAAAACCUCUUAGAGCCAACAGACCUUUUAGAAUUAUUCUUUAAGUUAUUAAGGUGUCAGGAUAAGGCACUAAGAUCCUUUUUGGAGAAUCACAUUAUUACAGACAUUAAAAAUAUUAAUAGGAAGCAUAAAAACGCAAAAUUAAAUUCGACUUUACAGAAUUUUAUGUUCACAAUGCUGAAAGAUACGAAUGUUCGAGCAGCCAAGAUGUCUGUAGAUAUUAUGAUUCAAUUGUACAAGAAAAAUAUUUGGAAUGAUGCCAAAACUGUGAAUGUAAUUGCAACAGGGUGCUUUUCUAAAGUAAUGAAGGUCAUGGUUGCUUCCUUAAAGUUCUUCCUUGGCAAGGAUCCUGAUGAAAAGGACUCAGAUGCUUCUGAUUCUGAUAAUGAAAUUGAUCCGAAAGAAGUAAUGAUGGCUAAUAAGGUCAACAAAAAGACUAGAAAAAGAGAGAAACAGCUAAAUAAAGUAAAAAAGAUUGCUUCAAAAAAUUACAAAAAAAAAUCUGAAGCACCUGCAUUUAACUUUUCUGCAAUACACUUGUUACAUGAUCCUCAAGGUAUGGCUGAAAAACUGUUUAGGCAAAACGAGGCUACUAAUAGACGAUUCGAAGUUAAACUACUUACUUUAGAUGUUAUAUCCAGGCUCAUUGGAUUACACGAUCUCUUUUUGUUUAAUUUCUAUCCAUAUAUUCAAAGAUUCAUGCAACCUCAUCAGCGAGAGGUCACCAGGAUCCUUCAGUUUGCAGCACAGGCCAGCCAUGAACUAGUUCCACCAGACGUCAUCGAGCCUGUUUUAAAAACUUUGGCAAACAAUUUUAUCACUGAAAGAAACUCUUCUGAUGUCAUCGCCAUUGGUUUAAAUGCUGUUAAGGAAAUUUGUGCUAGGUGUCCAUUAGCAAUGGGUGAGGAUCUCAUUCAGGAUUUGGCACAGUAUAAGACUUACAGAGAUAGGUCUGUCAUGAUGGCAGCUAGAUCUUUGAUUCAGCUGUUCAGAACUCUUCGACCCGAUUUGUUACACAAAAAAGACCGAGGUCGCCCUACAGAAGCUGGAGAAGAAUUGGAACAGCUCGAUUAUGGUAAAACUAUAGCAAAAGAAUUUGUCCCUGGAGCAGAAGUACUACUAGAAGAAAAAAAUACUCACGUUGAAAUAAAUUCCGACUUAGAGUCCGCCUCUGACGAUGAAGAAUGGAUAGAUAUUCAACAUUCUGAUAACGAGGGGAACGAUAGCGGAGAUGAGGAAAGUGAUGAAAGCGGUUCUGAAGAGGAACAUGAAGGUGAAGAUAAAGAAGUAACAGUAAAAGAAAAAAAGAAAUCUAAAGAAGAAAAGAAAGCUGAAAGGGCCAAAAACAAAGCGGAAUUAGUGAAAAUGAAAAAAGAACAAGCCCAGAAAGUCAGUUUGGAGAGAAUUUUAACUGACGAAGACUUCAAACAAAUAGAAAUGGCUAAAUUGAGGAAGCAAGUCACAACAGCUAAAAAAGGCGUCAAGAGAAAGUUAGAAGAAUCACUGGUCGGUACUCCUUCCGAGAUAGUAAAAUUAAGCGACAUUGAGAAUAUCUAUAAAAAGAGAAAACACGAUAAACAAACAAGAAUUGAAAGCAUCAAGAAGGGUCAAGUGGAUCGAGAAAAAUUCGGUUACAAGGAUGGAAGGGUAAACGAGCAUUGUUCAAAAACUAAUAGAGAAAAGAGGAAAAAUAAGAAUUUCCAAAUGAUUAAACACAAAGUUCAGAGGAAGGUGAAAAGGAGUUUUAAAGAUAAGCAAAUAGCUUUGAGGAAUCACUUGUUGAAGUUGAAAAAAAUGAAAUAAGUUUAUUGUUAUAAAUUGUUAUGAAAUAAAAUUGCUCUUUUACUCUUUUUUAUUUUUAAAAUUGUUUUAAAACUGAUAAAAAG
Molecule: messenger RNA, 2300 nt
Organism: Psylliodes chrysocephalus
Lineage: Eukaryota; Metazoa; Arthropoda; Insecta; Coleoptera; Chrysomelidae
Source: the annotation of a GenBank genome assembly